UGCCCAUAAAAUGCUGAAAGUGCCCGUCCUUGUAAAGCAAACCAAAGAAAGCUUACCACCUCAAAAAUGGAAGUUCAUGUAGUGAGUUCUACAGUCAUUCCCCAGAGCCUACCUCCCACCGAAACUACCAAAAUACCCAUCACCGUCUUCGACAUGGUCAUACCAAACAUGCAUGAAGCCGUGUUAUACGCCUUCAUGCCGCUGACACCAACAAACACCACUUUGAAAGAUGGCUUAAUGAAAGCUCUAAAGCUCUUUCCUACCCUAGCAGGCCAUCUCUCAGACAACAAUGAUCGUCGCCGUCCAUCUGUUUCAGUUGGAGGCAAUGGUGGAGGUGUUCUGAUGGUGGAGACGAAUGUAGCAAUGGAAUUACUAGAUAUUUUGCCGCUCGAACCAUCACCAAAGCUAGUGCAGUUGCACACUCAAACCGACGUAGCCCAGCACUUACUCCAAGUCCAGUUCAACCGCUUUUCUUGCGGUGGCCUAGUGAUUGGAAUAACGAACCAUCAUCGAGUGGCUGAUGGUAAAUCAAUGAGCUCCUUCUUUGUUACGUGGGCGAAGUUGGUUCGUGGGCUCCACAUAGACAAGUUUCCAGUCUAUGAUCGAACCAUGCUAAUACCUCGGGACCCACCAAGAUGUGAUCAUGACCAUUAGGGGAUUGACUUUCAGCUCUUUCCACUGCCACCAUCUUCUCUUCCUUCUCCCUUUAAAUCUAACAAAGUAUGUAACGUGGUGGUCCACUACAGUGUGGAUUUCAUAUCAAAGAUCAAAGCUCAAAUGCCACGUUAACAUUCUACGUUCGAGAUUUUAGCGGCCCACCUUUGGAAGAAAGUAACAAGGGCUCGUGGGCUUGAUCCCGAUACGCUUAGUGAGAUGAGUGUGGCCGUGAAUGGACGGUCAAGAUUGCGGCCAGCUGUACCAUCGGAGUACUUCGGCAACAUGGUCCUCAACACCAUCCCAAGAGCGCAUGUGAGGGAGCUGAAUGAAGGGAGCGUCGAGGAUGUGGCACGAUUAGUGCAUGAUGCAGUGGGACGGAUCGGGGACGGGUAUAUCCGGUCAUUGAUCGAUUUCUGGGAGAUCAACGGUGGGGAUGAGUUGGUGUCGUUGCAGAUGUUGAGGGGCCCGUUUUGUGCCCUAAUCUGGAAAUUGAUAGCUGGUUAGGGUUUCCUUUCCAUGAAGUGGAUUUUGGGGCUGGAGGGAACUUAUGUGGUUUUCUUCCUUCAUGGGUCCCGGUAGAAGGUCUGGUGAUCUUGAAACCCACAUUGAAUGUGGUUGGCAAAGGUGGUGUGGAUGCUGUGGUCGCUCUGUUUGAAGACCACGCACGGCUCUUCAAGCAGAUCUCUCAUUCCUUAGAUUAGUUUGUAGAUACAACGUUCACGUUAGUGAGAUCCCAGCCGUUCAUCAGACUUUUCACACUGUUUAUAUGCGUUGCCUAAAAUAUCAUGCUAGUUCAAUAAUCAGGUCAGCCGCAUAUGUGCAAAGUAAUUGGACGUCUCAGUGAAUUUUGCGAUGUGUGGCCGAUGUGAUUAUCUGAUUAGCCCGAAUUUUGAGAUGGGGCAUUUAUCAGUGUGAUCAUCUAUCUGAUAAGUGGCUUGGAUUUUAAACAUGUUUGGUAUGUGUAUGAUGUGAGAGUGUAGAAUAAAUGUGUUUGUUCUGGUGUUUUAGCUUGUUGGAUAAAAUGCUAUGCUGUGGUUUGUUAUUUCUUAGAUAACAAGCAGU
Magnolia sinica is the source of this 1719-nucleotide messenger RNA. Its product is annotated as agmatine hydroxycinnamoyltransferase 1-like. The record is from RefSeq and is a predicted model, not a curated record. Lineage: Eukaryota; Viridiplantae; Streptophyta; Magnoliopsida; Magnoliales; Magnoliaceae. The transcript has a single exon. Bases 67 to 654 code for a protein of 195 amino acids. Gene Ontology annotation, molecular function: acyltransferase activity, transferring groups other than amino-acyl groups.